CUGACAGCUAGGGUUGCCUGUAGUGGUAGUAGUCGAUGUUUUUUCACUCUAACAAUACGAAGGAAAGAUAAGAUUAAAUGUAUAAUUUAUUUAUUCUGUAAUUAUUUUAGUCAAUUCUGAACUUUUUACUUUUAAAGAUAAUUUCAUUAAUCUAUUUGUGUUUAAGACAAUCCGAAAUAUUAUGAGUUUGUUUGUGGAUUUCUAUGAUUUUAAGUUACUAUAAAAAACACCAAAAAAGUAUUGAAAUAUUUAAAAUUAUUAGUUAACAGUAGGUAGUAUGAGGAGACACCUUUGCUUUAAUAAAAAUUAAACAAGUAAUGUCAGUCUGCCUGUCAUCAUAUGUCAAAUCAAAGGCCGUCGCGUAGUUCUUUUACCUGACUGAAAAAUCAAGAAAAUCGCUGAAAACAUAAUAACUUUGCUGAUUCCCAUUGAGUAUUUUGCAGAACUAAUAUUAAGCAUAAUAUUCAUGUUAAAUAGCUCCUUAUAGAACUGUUUACAAACGUUUAUAUUUGGCCGAUUCAGUUUAUUUUGAAAUCACAAUAUUAUGGUGGAACUCUGUAUAAUAACUGAAUAAGUUCUUUGUGAUUUGCUUUCGUUACUUCUAAUAUUAAGAUGUCUGCAGAAGAAGAUGAUAGCACCUGGUUGAUUGAAUUAGAGUCUGCACUCUUGGAUGGAUGUACAGCACAACAAAUUAACAUUCUUACAAAAGGAAAGAAAAUACCGGAAACCUUACGCCCUGAUGUUUGGUUGCUUUGUCUCAAUUGUCAGGAUGCUGUUAAUCAGUUGCUGUUAUUUGAUGAAAUAUUUGAUUUACCCAACCAGACUGAAUUAAGGGAUGAUGUGAAAAAAUUUGUAAAUAGAUUGGGCAAUGACGAAGACGACAAACUGGCAGUAAUCUCUGAUAUUGAAUCAAUUAUCACAUUUUAUUGCAAAUCAAAUAAUGUCAAUUAUAAUUCUAAUAAUGGUUGGAUUGAAAUUCUAUUACCAUUAUUGAGUUUGAAAUUACCAAGAUCAGAUACAUAUAACUUAUUUGAAAGAAUACAAAAGCUAUACAUUCCAAAAGGCUGUACAAAAAAUGGUGUACCAUUCCAUAUAUUAAGAUUGAUACUGCAGUAUCAUGAUCCUGAAUUGUGUUCUUUUUUAGAUACAAAACGAAUAACACCUGAACUAUAUUGCUUACCAUGGUUAAGGUCAUUAUUUGCUGGUCCUUGUAAUUUAGAAGUGGUACUUUUUAUGUGGGAUUUGUAUUUUCAGAGAUCAGACCCAUUCUUUAUUUUUUUUCUGUGUUUGAUUAUGAUUAUCAAUGCAAAAGAACAGCUACUGCAAAUGAAAAAUGAUGACAAGUCAGACAUAAUUGCAACAUUAAAAAACAUGCCAGCUGAUUUAGAAGCCAAUGACGUAUCUGAUUUUUGUUCAUUGGCUCAUUACUAUUCCUUAAAAACACCAUUGUCUUUUAGAGAAGAUGUUAUUGAUUUGUUAUUCUCACAAAGUAAUGUUGAAAUCAAUUCUAAACUUUACUCCCAAGCAUUAUGUCUCCCUGUUGCUGUACAUGAAUUAAUUGAAAGUGCUACAGUAGAUGCGUCUGAUAUGGAUAAUGUGAAAUUCUUUUUGGUUGAUUGCCGCCCUGCUGAGCAGUACAAUUCAGGACAUUUAUCAACUGCCUUCCAUUUAGAUUGUAAUUUGAUGUUGCAAGAACCUAAUGCCUUUAAUACCGCAGUUCAAGGCCUACUUAAUGCACAAAGACAAGCUUUAGCUGCAGGUUCACUUGCAGCUGGUGAACAUCUCUGUUUUGUUGGUUCAGGACGCACUGAAGAAGAUAGUUAUGCUCAUAUGGUUGUCGCAUCAUUUCUUAAACGUAACACUAAACAUGUGUCUAUGUUGGAAGGUGGUUUUGUUGCUAUACAUGAUUAUUUUGGUCCACACAUGACGGAUUGCUUAGAAGAACACAAUCCUUCUACAUGUUUAGUCUGUGCUCCUAAUAAUAAUAAUGAAGGUCAUGCAUUAAUAACCACUAAAGUAAGAGAGAAUGUACCAGCUAUUCAGUUAUUUAGCAAACUAUCAACAGCAAUGAAAAAUAAAAGUCAAGAAGUCAAAGGAAAACUUAUUGAAUAUAUAGUUAAUCCAAAUGCUACUAUUAAUAAUGGAGAAUGGCACGUAUCAGCUAAUGAUAAGAAAGAACAACGAUAUAGAAAUGUUCCACCUGUGUUCAGUAUAAAUGAUGAAGAUGAUGACUCCCGUUCUGAUAGUCGAAAAGAUACAGCUGAUUGUGAAUCAUUAGAAGAAACAGUUGAUAUCCAGACAUAUAUAAAGGAACACAAUGUUGUGAGCACUUUUCCAUGCCAAGAGGUGUUAAUUAAUGGUUAUAUGCAUGAUUCACAUCUAAUUGUUACUGAAACACAUUUGGUGGUUCUAAGAGACAUUCCUAACAAAAAAGGGAUGGGAAAAGUCAUGUCUAGGAGGCCACUAUCAACUAUUGUUAAAAUCACAGCCAAAAAGAGACAUCCAGAAUUGAUAACCUUUAAAUAUGGCAUUCCAGAUGGUGAUAACUUGUUGAUCAAAGAUAUGGAUCGUUUUCUUAUUCCCAAUGCUUCAGUAGCUACUAGAGUUGUCUCCAAUCAGAUUGUUCAGCAGUUUGAUAAUAAAGGACAAUAGUGAUAAUGGUAUUGCAAAACAACUCUUAUUGUAACAUUAUAUUUUCUGAAAAAUUGGCAUCAGUUCUGUUUUACGACUCUAAAUAAUGUAAUUUUAAUUUGGGUUUAACAUUAUUCCACAGUCAUUUGCCACCAAAGAAUUAUAAUUAUAUUCCUAAAUACUAUAUGAUAACAAGUUUUCUCUUGAAAAUAAUGUUUGAAAAGGUUAAAAUUAAAUUUAGUCUGUGUAACAGAAUUGCCACUACUUUUUGUAAAUUGAUACUAAAUUAUUUAAAAUUUAUCCUUGAGUAGACUACCUCCACAUUACAUACCUCACCUAGUAUACACCCUACUUUUUACAGCGGCCUGUACAUUUCUUAGUCG
Molecule: messenger RNA, 3014 nt
Organism: Diatraea saccharalis (sugarcane borer)
Lineage: Eukaryota; Metazoa; Arthropoda; Insecta; Lepidoptera; Crambidae
Source: the annotation of a GenBank genome assembly